GGACUGGGUUUGUCACUGUGGUGAUUAUUUGUGGAGCAUACCUGGCAACCCUGCAGAAGAGCAUGACUGAGUCCGUCGAGUUUGAAGGAGUGUAGGGAGGAACGUUGGAAUAGAGAAAUAAAUCGUUUUUGUAGCAUGGACGAACUAAAGCACCAGGUUAUGAUAAACCAGUUUGUUUUGAUCGCCGGAUGUGCGUCAGAGCAGGCGAAGCAGCUUCUCCAAGCGGCGCACUGGCAGUUCGAGACUGCCCUUAGCUCCUUUUUUCAGGAAGCAAAUAUUCCCUACGGCCAUCAGAUGAUGUGCACACCUGCCAACACCCCAGCAACGCCCCCCAACUUCCCAGACGCUCUGGCCAUGUUCUCCCAUCUCCGAGCCUCAGAGAGUAUCGGAGCCAGUCCCAUUGCCUCUAUGGCUACCUCUCCUCCUCCCUACAUUAACUGGGCUGUGGGCCCCACACCACCCUCCAGCCAGCAGGGGCUGUGGGCAGCUGCUCAGCUUCCUUCUCACACCGCUGUUAGCCAGCAGACGACCUCUGAGCAGCCCAUGGAGGCCGAGAGAUGAGAACAAGCUCCUACUGGCCCUUAGGCAAUGCAGGGUGAGGAACAACGCCAUAGAGAGAAGCAUACAUAAAGUGGAUAAAGCACUGAAAGACUGAGAAACACGAGUAAUGAAGACUGAGCACAUGCUCUCAUUUACGAGACAGAACAGAAAACGUCACUGGUGUUUUUGUUUGUUUGUUUGUUUAGUUUUUUGGGUUUUUUUUUAAUCCAGCGAUUUCCUGGAUGAAAUGUGUACUCAGACAUGACCUCAAGGUGCACAAGUGUGUAUGGGUUUGUUAGUUUAUUUCUCAUUGCUCACAGAGGAGCUUAGUCAGCAAACAGUCUCUUUUCCCGCAGUGUUUGCACUGAAACUUCUAUAAUUUUAAUGUACUUUUUUCUUUAUAAUUGAAAACAGUGUCUGUCAUUUGGAAUGUCAAAAUUGGGCUUGAUGAUGGUACACCAGGAAAGAAGUCUGUACAAUAAUGGCUAAAAUUAUUAACAAAUUACAAAUAUUUUGGUCAAUAUAUGGAAAUCACAAUUAUUCACUGUUAUAUUUUAUCAUUUUAAAUAAAAAAGGCUUUUUGCACCACAGCAAAUAAAUUCAAAAAGCUAAUGUAAGCCA
Messenger RNA from Pangasianodon hypophthalmus (striped catfish), 1161 nucleotides. RefSeq names its product UBA-like domain containing 1b (gene ubald1b). The transcript is spliced from 3 exons. Gene Ontology annotation, molecular function: protein binding. The record is from RefSeq and is a predicted model, not a curated record. NCBI's taxonomy places the organism in Eukaryota, Metazoa, Chordata, Actinopteri, Siluriformes, Pangasiidae. The coding region runs from base 136 to 561 and encodes 141 amino acids.